AUGUCAGUCACAUCAGACCCUUAUUGUACAGCAAGACACAUGUCACUGCCUACAACCGAAUCUGGAGAAAGUAAUUUAUCCCGUCCCCAGUUAAAAGCGGGAAAGACAAACUUUGAUGGCUCUGAGAUGGUCUUAAGCCAUCAAGAGCUCUAUGUGAAACAAUUGGAAUUUGAGAUGGAUGAUACACUACCCUUAGAGAAAAGUACACCUAGCUUUUCCCCAAUGAAAGGGCUGUCUCCAUUCAAACCUUUGUUGCCACCUCUUAAAUUGACCCAAAUCCCUAAAUUUCAGAGAAGUGUAUCUAAAUUGCCUGAUGCAGGUGACUUGACAAUGAAACCAUUUCUUAAACCUGUAAAACCAGAAAGAACAGAUCAUGAUUUGGAUCCAAUACAAAUUUCUGGUUAUAAAACAGAAAACCCAAAAGUAGUAUAUAAGGGUCAAAUUGAUCCAAGGUCCACCGAGGAAGGUCCCAUGGCGAGGGAAAUAUUAAUGGGUACACAUGGUCGAGAACCUACAAAUUUAGCUUUUGAGAAAGCUGUACCUGAUUAUGGAGAAAAGGCCUCCACUCAUCAAAAGGUUUUAACCUCACGUGCCUCUCAAGAUUUCUCCCAUUCCCAAUGUUUGACACCAAAAAAAAUGAAACAGACGAGAAAAUAUGACCAUUCAAUGCCAAGCUAUGAUCCAGUUGGCCAAACUUACAAAACAGGAGUAGUAAGUAGGGCACAAAACACAACCCCCCAAUGCCAGGUGCCAACCCCGGCACCGGCACCUCAUGAGAAUGACAUGCUGUUAGGAGCAUAUGGGGGUGAACUUUUGAAACGAACUUUGCAAAGUCCCCUACUCAGCUCAUCUGACAAGAGGCCACAAUCUUUGACAUAUUAUAACUCUCAGUAUGUGAAAACGAGUGAUUUACCUAGAGGGCUCCAAAGCUAUCAACAUAUGCCUCAACCUGAAAAUACACCUUUCAGACAAUUUUCAGAAUUGAAAAGGUCAGAUGAUGAAGCCCUAUAUAGACCAAGUAAAUCCCCAAUACCUUACCAAAUCCCAGCUUUUGACAUGUCUGAUGUACUAAGUUUAUCAGGUAUUCCAACCCAGAGUACAGACUAUUCUGCCAGUGGUAGAGAGCCGUAUGCUCUCCCUAAGAGGGUAGAUGACCCAUAUGAUUCAUAUUCUGAGACAAGGUCAUGGGUUGAGGCUCAUAUGCCUCGUUAUAAUAGAGAUUUUACAUUUUGGCAUGCCAACCUAAGGGCAUGGGUGCACUAA
Owenia fusiformis is the source of this 1263-nucleotide messenger RNA. NCBI's taxonomy places the organism in Eukaryota, Metazoa, Annelida, Polychaeta, Sabellida, Oweniidae. The record is from the annotation of a GenBank genome assembly.